CCCCAAAUGUAGUGGCGGAGUCUGACUUAUUGAGAGAUACACAGCAUAAUAUAUGACUGCCUAAUGAAACACUACAUAUUGCUACAUAUAUGUAGAAUGGGAACAUUUUUGACUGCAUUUGACAAUGGAUACAUUUCUAAAUUUAGUGGAAGGUCCUUAGAUGAAAUUGCCUGUGAAGACAUAUAUUCAAAUGAUGAUGAUGAUGAUGAUGAUGAUGAUGAUGUUGGAAAAGAACGAGCCAGAAAAAAGAAAACUGGACCUAAGCCUUCAAAACUCCCAACAGACAUAGAUGUGAGUGAUGAACAUGAUGGCAAUGAUGAUGAUGAUGAUGAAGAUGGGGAUGAUCAUGUUGGGAAAGAACGAGCUAGAAAAUAGAAAACUGGUCCUAAGCCUUCAAAACUCCCAACAGGUAAAACUGUAUGUCGAGAGGAAGAGGAAGCAAAUUCAAUAAAGAAGCCUUGCAAGAAUUGUGGGAACAUUUUUUUUAGGACUUUUUGCAAUUGGUUUUUGUUUGUCGUCAUGUGGUGUUCAUUUUGUGCUGACAAUUAAAUAAUUUUAAUUUCUUUCAAACUACAUGGCCUAAUUUUUCCAAAUUCUUUUGAUAUGAUGUAUGAUUUGGGUAAGGGGGACAUAAAUGGUAAUUUCAUUUCUCUUCCACACUGUGUCCUUGGUCAGCAGGGCCAAAAUGCUAAAAAGAAAAUCUAUACUUCCACACAUCUGAAAGAAAACUGAAUUCAGUUGUAAAUUUUAUAUUAGUUUUUUUACUCCAGAAUGUAGUUUAAUUACAUGCAUAUAUGAUAUUCCUUUAUUGAGGUCUGUGUCUGGGCUAGUUACUCAGGUGACCGUUAAUACCUGUUGGCCUGUUUGGUUUAAAAACAAUUCA
Messenger RNA from Magallana angulata, 883 nucleotides. RefSeq lists its product as uncharacterized. NCBI's taxonomy places the organism in Eukaryota, Metazoa, Mollusca, Bivalvia, Ostreida, Ostreidae. The transcript has 5 exons. The record is from RefSeq and is a predicted model, not a curated record. Bases 64 to 375 code for a protein of 103 amino acids.